Molecule: messenger RNA, 525 nt
Organism: Sturnus vulgaris (Common starling)
Lineage: Eukaryota; Metazoa; Chordata; Aves; Passeriformes; Sturnidae
Source: RefSeq, a predicted model, not a curated record
AUGGCGGCCAUGGCGGCGGCUGCCGGAGGAGCCUCGGCCGGAACCGGGGCGGGCCCCGGAGGUCCCGGAGGAACCGGAGACCCUUCCCCGCCUUACGGCAACGGCCUGGGAGCGGCGGCGGGGCCUGAGGAGGUUGAUUACGGCGCCACCGCCGAGGAGCUCGAGGCUCAUUUCCACGGCUGCGGCUCCGUCAACAGAGUGACCAUCCUGUGUGACAAGUACAGCGGCCACCCCAAGGGCUUUGCCUACAUCGAAUUUUCAGACAAAGAAUCCGUGAGGACGUCGAUGGCUCUGGACGAGUCCCUGUUCAGGGGGAGGCAGAUCAAGGUGAUCCCCAAGAGGACCAACAGGCCCGGCAUCAGCAGCACCGACCGAGGAUUCCCCCGGGGCCGAUUCCGGGGGCGGGGGGGGGGUUACGGCUCCGCCCGCUCCCGCUUCUACAGCGGCUACACCCGGCCCCGAGCACGGGGAUACAGGUCAGGAUUUUGGGCUCAAAUCCGGCGAUUUCGGGCAAUUCUGGGAAUU